Molecule: messenger RNA, 2809 nt
Organism: Amborella trichopoda
Lineage: Eukaryota; Viridiplantae; Streptophyta; Magnoliopsida; Amborellales; Amborellaceae
Product: putative galactinol--sucrose galactosyltransferase 6
Source: RefSeq, a predicted model, not a curated record
AAUAUCUCCCAUUUGCGUGGAGACCACUCUCUCUGGAAAAAAGCCGUGUCGUCGUUGCCUAUUUCCCCAUCACAAGAAGAGAGAGAGAGAGAACCAGCCCUUUUAUUCCCUCUCUCUCUCUCUCUCUUCAAACGCACCAAUGGCUCUCACAUUAUCCUUUUCUUCCUCUCCUCUCUCUCCCUCUCUGCAACAAAAUAACCCAAUUUCUCAAUCUCGCCUUCUCGCUCGGAAAUCCCUGCGCCUUUUCGCCCCCACAAUUCGAAAAUCCGGUUUUCGGAAACUUUCUCGCUUCUCGGGGCAAUGGAAAUCAAAAUUACAGCAAGCUCAAGCGCCCAAAACCGGUUUUGGAGUAGAAAUAUCAGAGAAGCAGGUUUUGGUGGGUGGAGAAAGGGUUUUGUGUGAUGUUCCGGAAAAUGUUUUCUUAACGCCAUUUCGUGAUGGAUGUGGAGGGGGAGCUUUUCUUGGGGCGGACAUGGCCGAGGAAGGCAGUCAGGUUGUUAUCCCCAUUGGACGUUUGAGAAAUGUGGAGUUUCUGUCAUGUUUCCGAUUCAACAUUUGGUGGAUGAGCCAGAGGACUGGGGAUUAUGGAAAGGAUGUUCCCAAGGAGACUCAAUUCUUGUUGUUAAAAGCACCAUCGUCUAAGGAUGGAUCCUCAAAUUCUUACAUCUUCCUUUUACCUCUCCUCGAUGGUUCUUUCCGAGCGUGCUUGCAAGGUGGUGAAAAUGACGAGUUACAACUUUACAUGGAUAGUGGAGACCCAGCUAUAACCGCAUCAUCUUGGUCACAUGCCUUAAUCAUUAAAUCAGGGGAAGAUCCAUUUAAACUUAUUGAAGAGUCCAUAAUGGCUGCAGAGUCCCAUUUGCAGACUUUUCUUCACAGGAAGAAGAAGAAGUUACCUAGCAUAAUUGAUUGGUUUGGGUGGUGCACUUGGGAUGCUUUCUACACAGAAGUGUCUGCAAAAGGAGUCGAGGAAGGAUUAAAGAGUUUGUGUGAAGGUGGCAUACCCCCGAGAUUUUUGAUUAUUGAUGAUGGUUGGCAAUCUGUUGCAACUGAUGAAACAUCUAAUCAACCAUCAGAUAAUAUUCCCUUGGGCCGUUUGACUCAAAUAAAGGAAAACAAAAAAUUCCAGAAGCAUGCAGAGGCAAAUGGGAGUCCCAAAGAACCAACUGAGGGAAUUCAGCAUAUAGUAAAAAUAGCCAAGGAGAUGUAUAAUGUCAAGUAUGUGUAUGUUUGGCAUGCACUAGCUGGAUACUGGGGGGGCGUAAAGCCAAAUGUUGAAGGAACAGAGGGUUACGAUGCUAAGUUGCAAUAUCCUUUAGCAACUCCUGCAUCAUUCGCGAGGAUGGCAGAGAUUGAAUGGCUUUCAACCGAGGGACUUGGCCUCGUGCAUCCAUCCAAGGCUGCCAAGUUCUUUGACGAGUUGCACGCAUACCUUGCGGCCUCGGGUAUUGAUGGUGUGAAGGUGGAUGUGCAGAGUGUGCUUGAGACAGUCGCCUCCAAUAUGGGUGGCCGUAUUGGCCUUGCUGCACUAUACCAUCGUGCACUCGACGCCUCCAUUGCUCGGAACUUCAAGGAAAAUGGGAUAAUUGCAUGCAUGAGUCAUAGCGCUGAUGCUCUAUUCUUUUCAAAACAAACUGCAAUUGUAAGGGCAUCUGAUGAUUUUUACCCAAGGAAUCCCCUGUCGCACAGCAUUCACGUUGCUGCAGUUUCUUAUAACUCUGUAUUCCUUGGUGAAUUCAUGCAACCUGAUUGGGACAUGUUCCAUAGUCUUCAUUCUGCCAGUGAAUACCAUGGAGCAGCCCGUGCUAUCGGUGGUUGCCCUGUAUACGUGAGUGAUAAGCCUGGAGAGCAUGAUUUUGACUUGUUGAAGAAGUUAGUGUUGCCAGAUGGAAGAGUUCUACGUGCCCUACUUCCAGGCCGACCGACCCUUGAUUGCUUAUUUGUCGAUCCUACUAGGGAUGGAAAAAGCUUAUUAAAAAUAUGGAACAUGAACAAGUACACAGGAGUUCUUGGCGUGUUCAACUGCCAGGGGGCUGCAUGGGAUUUUGGUGAGAAGAAAAACAUGAAUAACAAUGCUGAUAAGGAUAUGAAUAGCAUGGCACUGGAAGGGAGAGUAUGUGGAGGAGAUGUACACCUUCUCAGAGAAGCAGCAGUAGGUGAAUGGUCAGGUUACUGUGCAAUCUAUUCUCAUAGGGGCUUGCUUGUAUGCCUUCCAGUAACCUCCGGAUUAAGCUUGAAACUCAAAGUGCUGGAAUAUGAAGUAUAUACCGUUACACCCAUUCAGAGAUUGGGAGCAGGUGUUUACUUUGCUCCUGUUGGCCUCAUUCACAUGUUCAAUUCUGGAGGAGCCAUUAGGAAAUUGGAAUAUCGAGCAACUUCGAUGGAAAAUGGAGACAUUGGAGGGGGUCAUGUGCUUGUUUCUGUAAUGGGAAGUGGGCAGUUCGGUGCCUAUGCCUCUACAAAGCCAAAAGCAUGUUGGAUAGACUAUGUACAAUCAGAUUUCACAUAUGAUGAAAACUCGGGUUUGUUGACACUACACAUGAAGCAGAAUCCAAAUGGGUUGACAUGGGAUAUUUCCAUUGAUUUUUAAAUGGAAAAUCUAAUGUUUGCUCCUAAAUAUUCUUGGAAGAAUGAAUUAAUUUUCGGCAUUCAUGUUGAGCAUCCCUGCCCAAUUGCAGGUGAAACUCAGGUUCUAAAUUAUGUGAUGUUGAAAUUCAGCUGUAUUUCUCAUUGAUUCAAAUUGUGAAGAACGUUAAUGAAAUUUGGAAUUAUAAGAUACACUUGCUUUUAGUUGGACAAUUUACACCAA